Cladocopium goreaui is the source of this 398-nucleotide messenger RNA. Lineage: Eukaryota; Dinophyceae; Suessiales; Symbiodiniaceae. The record is from the annotation of a GenBank genome assembly.
UGACAUGGCGCGUGUGCUGGCAAGACGUAUCGCGGGCGCCGGCGGUAUCGUGCGCACCAGUUGCGGGCAGCUUGGCGGGUUUCCAGUCCUUUCAAGGACUUCUUUCCAGCGAAGCUUUUGCAGUUAUGAAGCCUCCGUGGCCUCGAAGCUCACGGAUGCCUUAGGCGCCAGCAACUGCGUGGUGGAGGAUCGUUCUGGUGGAUGUGGGCAGAGUUUCAGCAUUUUGAUCGAGUCGGAAAAGUUCCGCGGUCUCAGCAAGCUGAAGUGCCAGCGGAUGGUGCAGGAAGUGAUCCGGGAAGAGAUUGCACAGUGGCACGCGGUGUCAAUACAAACCAAGGUCCCUGAAUGAGGAGACGUGAAAAAAAAGUGCAGCUGGAUAUGGGUCAAGAUUUGGUACC